GCUAACUCGUCACGUUAGGUGCCUGCUAUUUGUUAUCAAACGAUAUCCUGACUUUCCAGGCUAUAUUGACAUGAUUUGCGGCCCCGAUGCAAAUGCGCUGCUGGAGCGCAUUGAGUCUCAAGGUCCGAACGUGAAGGUGGACACAGCUCAGCUCGCCGGACUUGCGGGCGUUGUUUCCGCGCGGAUACAGAUAUCGCCGGAGGUUGUGCGGGGUGAGACAACAUACAAGUUCAUCGUUAGCAUUGAUGACGCAGUUCCGCCGCUCAAGUCAGCAUAUGAGGUAUCGGUAGAACAGUUGGAGCGUUUGAUAGUAUGGCACUAGCGACUGGCUACGUGAACGGCUUACGACUUAGAUGGACAUGUUUCUUUUGAGCACUUGAGCUUGUCAUGCGCUACCCACAUCUUAGCAAUGGACUUGCGCUGCAAACGAUGCCACAAGCUAUGAAGACGGAUGCGGUGGCCUUGGAAUGGAAUGGGAGCAGCCUCUCAGUAGCAUCAGGGCUACUUUUUGGUGUGCCAAGUCUGUUUGUGUGUUCAGGGCCGGGUAGGAAUGGAGCAGGCCAGUGUAGGCUCACCGUCGAAUGAGAAGCUGUGAAUGGGGUAACCUGUAGUGUGGCGGAAGGGCGUCUUGCCCUGGACGGGGACAUGAAGCUCAUGUUUGUAAUCUUCAACUACG
Molecule: messenger RNA, 676 nt
Organism: Chlamydomonas reinhardtii
Lineage: Eukaryota; Viridiplantae; Chlorophyta; Chlorophyceae; Chlamydomonadales; Chlamydomonadaceae
Exons: 3
Coding region: 71-322 (83 amino acids)
Source: RefSeq, a predicted model, not a curated record